AAAACAACUGAUUAACUGAGGAGAAGCCUGUAGGCUACAUGCUACAUACAGAUAUCUGAGUGCACUACAGCAGAUGCAGGGAAUUGAAAGUUGAUCACGAUUAUCUCCCAUCUUAUCAUCUGUCCUGGGUGACAGUCUAUUUUUGCUUUAGCUUAACUGUCAUAGUUGAAUACAGAAACAGUCUGACACCAAGGCUACCUGAACCCCUUUCCUAGUAUAUAGUGCUAUAUUGACUAGUGCAUUGCCACUCAUUGACAUCAGCAAUUACCACAGUCACAACAUAAGACCAACCCUUUAAUAAUGGGGACAGGUCAAUAUCCAACUUUCCAGAGGGAAGAGGCUAUAUCCCAUUUCAUAUUGGGAAAUCUCCCCAACUGUCUAGAUCAGUGUUUCCCAACUCGGGUCCUCGAGUACCCUCAACAGCAGCACACAUUUCUGAUGAAUCCAAGGACAAAAAAAAACCUGAUUUAACUUGUCAAAUAUUGAUGAUUAGUUGACAAGUAGAAUACGGUGUGCUUGUCAUGCGCCACAACAAAUGCAUGUACUGGCAAACACUGGUCUAGGCGAAAGGGAAAGUAGAAACAUGUACGUGUUCGAACAGCAGGCACAAGGGUUUCCACAAGUUACCACAGCCACAAAGUCUGAAUUGGCUAUAGGCGAUCAUAAAAGAAUGUAUGAAAACAAAAAUCGGAUUUUUGGUGUUCAUUUAAGGUUAUGGUUAGGCAUAAGAUUAUCAGUGUGGUUAAUGUUAGGUUUAAAAUCACAUUUUAAGAAGAUACAUUGUAGAAAUGGUCUUUAUGACUUUGUGGCUGGGGUAAGUAGUAAUGACCAGCCACAACUCCGAUAUAAAGUGUGUUUUCUCAAAGUUCCUGGGAUGUCAGGUGUCCUAUUUAUAUCCGUACACUCGUAACAACCUCAUCAUUAUGAGACUUCUAUUUGAUCAAAUAAGCCACACAUAGAAAAUAAGCCAUCGCAUUUUUGUGUUAACAAAAUUCGACACUUUCUCAUUGACCUCCAUACAAAAGCUCCUCGCUUGUUGAGCGAAAAAAACGAAACAACGCCACCUGUUGGAGAAGAUAGAUUUUAGCCCUGUUAUCCCUCUCCCCUAACCUCUUCCUCUCUGCUGGAAAUUAAUACCUAGGGACAGUAAGUACUUCUUGUUGUUGUCUGAGUUGCGACACCGCUGAGUUGAACUGGCAGUUGCUGUUGGCAGUCCAAACUUCAUAGGUCACAAUGGAGAGCGUCGAAAGUGCAGCCAACAUGGAAUUGUCAACAACCUUUUCCCAGGUUGUAUUUCAGGAAAUCCCCCACUCCUACGCACCAAAUAUUGCCGUGACUUGCUGCUACACUCUGACAGCAGCCAUUCAACAGAACCCCAGAGACUGGGUGGGGAUAUUCAAGGUGGGCUGGAGCACCACAAAGGAUUAUUACACAUUUGUGUGGAUAGAACCAUCAUUGAAUCUGAUAAAACAGGAUGCAAACAGAAAACAAGUGCUUUUUAAUGCAUACUACUUGCCAAAGGAUGAUGCAGAGUUCUAUCAGUUCUGCUAUAUUGAUAGCAACGGCCAAGUGAGAGGAGCCAGCACCCCCUUCUGCUUUAAAACCUCAGGGGAACAAAGCACAGACGGCAGCCUGGAAAACGACCUCUUGGUCAUCACAACACAGGAAAAGGUAGAGCAACGUGAGAGGGAGAAAGAAGAGAUGGUCAUGGAGUUGGGGCAACUGAAAGAGCAAAAUGAAAUUUUGAGAGGAGUCCUGAAGGAGCAACAGCAAGAGAUUGAUUGCCUCAAGGAACUAUACAAGGCAGAUGGGAACCUGGAGAAGCAGCAGCAGAAGUCAAAAGAGCAUGAACAACUGACACAGAAAGCUAAAUCAAUGGAAGACUCACACAAAGGACAGGAGGAACAGGUGGUGCAAAGUGAGAGGAAGAUAGAAGAGCUGGCCAUGGAGUUGGGGCAACUGAAAGAGCAAAAUGAGACUCUGACACGUGCCCUAAAGGAGCAACAGCAAGAGGUUGACCGCCUCAAGGAAUCCAAAGAGGAACUUGCACAGGUAGUGAGCAAACUGGAGCAACAGCAACAGAAUGCUAGAGAGCAUGAAGAACUGACACAGAAUGACAAAUCAAUGAAUGAAUCACACACAGGACAGGAGUCUCUGACUCCUAUUUGUGAGAAAUAUGAACGAGCAUUGACCAAGAUCAAACAGCUGAAGAAGGAGCGAGAGGAGUUGAAAGGAAAGGUUGAGGUUCAAAGUGUGGAGAUUGCACAGCUGAGAGAUUCUGAGCAGGAGUCUUACAGACUGAAGGAUAACAUUCAGCUUCUACAGGUGGAUCUCCAGAGCAGUGAGAAAGAGAAGGCGAAGCUUUCUGUGGAGCUGCGCAAACUGCGUGGUCUCACACAUGACCUGGAGGACUUGAAGACUGAGAACAAGGCCUUACACAGAAGCCUGUCAGAGCAGGGGCUCCAGCCACAGCAGGAGAUGGUGGACAGUGAUUUGAAGGUGCAAUACCAAGCUCUUCUUGGCCAGCUGCAGGAGGCUCGGACACAGUUGCACCAGGAGCUGCAGGCUUCCAACAACACACGCAGACGUGCAGAGCAAGCAGAGGGGGAACUGGUGAAGGUCAAUGAGUGCACGAAUCUCAUGGUCAUGAGGUCUACACAGGCGGAGCAGAAAAGCAGCAAACUAGAGAUGCAACUUUUAGAGUUCCACCGAGUCAUUGAGGAGAAAGAAAGCAUGGCAGAGAUCGCUAAAGUAGAGAAAGAGGAGUUGUACAGAGAAAAUCAGGAUCUCAAAAGAAAUGUUGAGAGACUCCGCAAGGAGUUUGCUGACAUCCAGGCUGCUCCAGUGUCCAUGCAGCAUCCCAACCCUUAUGGCUCUUCAACUGACCCCACCCCCACUGAGGAGCAGCAGCAAGAUACACUGGCUGCCUCUCUCCACUUUGGGAACCCUUAUGAGACCCCAGGCCCUGCGACAAACGCAGAGGAGUUGUCCUUGACGUGUCGUCACUGCCAUGAGCGCUUCCCUGGCAUCACCCCGAAUGAGCUGGAGCUGCACGAGGACAGCCACAGAGUGUGCCCCUUUUGCACCCUCAUCUGUGACGGAAUGGAGCAGACCAAGUAUGAAGAACACGUCUACAGCCAUGAGGUGUAGGGAAGCCACAUCCUCACAACCCAGAGAGUUGACUACUAUUUAAAGAAAGCUGAUACCCUACUAAUUAUAUUUCUAAGAGGUGGGGGGGGGGGGGCGACAAAUAAAUACAGGCUAACAACCUAUCCACGACAUUGUAAGACAAACAUUUAAAGUCCCGUUUAUUACUGUAAACGUUAUCUUACCUGGUAAAAUAAGGGUUGUGAAUUUAAUGUCUGGGAAAUCUGUAUCUAAUUGAAUUUGCCUGAAUUGAUCAUAUUGUUUUAGACAUUUUGAUGGUUAGGGUUGACUGUUUUUUCUAAAUUUGCCUCCAUCGCUGAUGGAUAGGACUGUAUGGAUUUGCUAUUUAAUCGUUUCCUAGGUUUACUCUACUGCUAUUAUCUCUUCUGAACUACUGUAUGUUUACUUUGGCUAACUUCACUAUAUUCCCCUUGAACCUGCUGCUAAAAUGUAAAUGAUGUGUUGCAUAAUAAAGUCAAAUGAUUAAUGGUCAAAUGAUGCUCUCUGAUAAUGUAAGGGUUGAAAUGAGAUUCAUGUGGGAUGUUCAAGCAACAAAUAAAGUUCUCUUCACAGUUG
This is a messenger RNA of Salvelinus fontinalis (brook trout), 3723 nucleotides long. RefSeq names its product calcium-binding and coiled-coil domain-containing protein 2-like. The record is from RefSeq and is a predicted model, not a curated record. Lineage: Eukaryota; Metazoa; Chordata; Actinopteri; Salmoniformes; Salmonidae. The coding region runs from base 1234 to 3150 and encodes 638 amino acids. The transcript has 16 exons.